Messenger RNA from Eublepharis macularius, 1973 nucleotides. RefSeq names its product asporin (gene ASPN). The coding region runs from base 237 to 1367 and encodes 376 amino acids. The record is from RefSeq and is a predicted model, not a curated record. The transcript has 8 exons. Gene Ontology annotation, molecular function: protein binding. Lineage: Eukaryota; Metazoa; Chordata; Lepidosauria; Squamata; Eublepharidae.
UUAUUCGUCAGUACUAAGAUGGACUAAUCUACAGAAGCAGUUUAUUCAAGUAUCACCCAGUGUGCCAGGAGGAACAGGAAUUUCUCAGUGAUUCCUCCCUCCCCCCCUUUAAACUUCAUUUUACAAACUUGAAUCAGAGUGCUAACAUUAAGAAACUGGAAAUAAAAUUUCUCAGGUUGAAUAUUCUUUUUAGAAGAACUUGACAAACGUACAAGGAAAGUGCACUCUGUGACGACAUGAGCGAAUAUAUGCUCCUCCUCCUCCUGACUUUGUGCUCAGCUAAGCCUUUCAUAAAUCCUUCCUAUUUCACAUUAAAGAAUAUGAUGUUCAUGGAUAUGGAAGAGAUGGAUGAUGACGACGACGAUGACAACGAUGAUGACAAGGAUGAUGAUAAUUCUCUAUUUCCAACUAGGGAACCCUUAAUACCUUUUGACAUAUUUCCCAUAUGUCCUUUUGGAUGUCAGUGCUAUAUGAGAGUUGUCCACUGUUCUGAUUUGGGUUUGACCUCAAUACCAAGAAAUAUUCCUCCUGAUACUCGUAUGUUAGACCUUCAAAACAACAAAAUUAAAGAGGUCAAGGAAAAUGAUCUUAGAGGACUCACAUCACUUUAUGCACUUGCCUUGAACAACAACAAAAUAACCAAGAUACACCCCAAAGCCUUUCAAUCCACAAAGAAAUUGCGACGUCUCUACUUGUCCCACAAUUACUUAACUGAGAUCCCAGCAAACCUACCAAAAGGUUUAGCUGAGAUAAGAAUUCAUGAUAAUAAGGUUAAAAAGGUACACAAAGAAGUUUUUAAAGGAAUGAAGGCUUUGCAUGUUCUAGAAAUGAGUGCAAAUCCUCUUGAUAAUGAAGGAAUAGAACCUGGAGCAUUUGAAGGUGUGACAGUCUAUCACAUAAGAAUAGCAGAAGCUAAAUUAACCUCUAUUCCUAAAGGGUUACCAUCCAGUCUACUAGAACUUCAUCUAGAUGACAACAAAAUUUCUGCGGUAGAACUUGAAGAUUUUAUUCGGUAUAAAAACCUUCAAAGGUUGGGGCUGGGAAACAACAGAAUCAAAGAUGUAGAAAAUGGAAGUUUUGCAAGCAUACCAAGUAUACGAGAAAUACAUCUAGAAAAGAACAAACUGAAGAAAGUCCCUCACGGCCUUCCAGAUCUGAAGUAUCUACAGGUUGUCUUCCUUCAUUCUAACAAUAUUUUGAAAGUGGGAGUGAAUGAUUUUUGUCCAACAGGAGGAAGGCUGAAGAAAACUUUGUACAGUGGCAUUAGCCUAUUCAACAAUCCUGUUAAAUACUGGGAUGUCCAGCCUGGAACAUUUCGCUGUAUAUUAAACAGAAACAGUGUUCAAAUUGGAAACUAUGGAAAAUAAUAUUAUAUAGUUAAAACAUCAGUUAAACAAAAAUAUCAAAACCAGCAUCAUAGUACUUGAAAUCUGUUGGACAGCUUAAUACUGUCCAAUUAUCUUAAAACAGCUACAAUUAUUUCAGAGUUUGUAAAUUAGUAACAUAAAAUACCACAAAUGCCUUUUGAUUUAUUCAUUUAAAUUUACCACUCAUGAAAAUAGAACCCAGGCCAUUGUUUCCUAUCAAAAUGUCAAAACUAUCUGUCAUAUAGACUGUUUUUUCUUAGCAUAAAAUAAUACAAAGACAUAAAAAACUGUCUCCUAUUAAACAAAUUGUUUCUGUAUUGUCUUGUUUAUAAAGUAUAUAUCAAAUUUUAAGUAAAAGUUGUGAACCUUUAAGUUAAGUAAACUAGCUAAGAAAAAAACCAUUAAAACGUACUGUACUAGUAACUGAUACUCUAAUCAGACUAGAUAAUAUUUAAUCAUGGUAGUCAACUGAAAGGCAAGAUUGAAACUGUACACUUAAUAACCUCAAAGCCUUUAGUAUUUAUUCAUGAAGUUUUCCUUACAACUGUAUACUACCUUUGGCAACAAAUAUGUAUGUAUGAUGACUAUUAAAAAUUUAGAAAUGUA